Molecule: messenger RNA, 2685 nt
Organism: Gracilinanus agilis (Agile Gracile Mouse Opossum)
Lineage: Eukaryota; Metazoa; Chordata; Mammalia; Didelphimorphia; Didelphidae
Gene: VPS53
Product: VPS53 subunit of GARP complex
Exons: 22
Coding region: 1-2499 (832 amino acids)
Biological process (GO): retrograde transport, endosome to Golgi
Cellular component (GO): GARP complex
Source: RefSeq, a predicted model, not a curated record
AUGAUGGAGGAAGAGGAGCUCGAGUUCGUGGAGGAGCUGGAAGCCGUGCUGCAACUCACCCCGGAGGUGCAGCUAGCCAUCGAGCAGGUGUUUCCAAGUCAGGAUCCUCUGGAUAGAGCAGAUUUCAAUGCUGUGGAAUACAUUAAUGCCCUUUUCCCAACAGAACAGUCUCUGGCAAACAUAGACGAAGUUGUGAACAAAAUUCGAUUGAAAAUAAGGAGACUGGAUGACAACAUUCGAACAGUUGUGAGAGGUCAGACUAAUGUGGGGCAGGAUGGAAGGCACGCACUGGAAGAGGCUCAGAAAGCCAUCCAGCAGCUCUUCGGCAAAAUUAAGGAUAUCAAAGACAAAGCAGAAAAAUCAGAGCAAAUGGUUAAGGAAAUUACUCGGGACAUUAAACAGCUAGACCACGCCAAACGCCACCUGACCACUUCCAUAACCACGCUGAACCACUUGCACAUGUUGGCAGGGGGUGUUGAUUCUCUUGAAGCCAUGACAAGGAGGCGACAAUAUGGAGAAGUUGCCAACCUUCUACAGGGUGUAGUGAACGUCUUAGAACACUUCCACAAGUACAUGGGAAUCCCACAGAUUCGACAGCUUUCAGAGAGAGUAAAGGCAGCCCAGACUGAGUUAGGACAGCAGAUCCUGGCUGAUUUUGAAGAAGCUUUUCCUUCCCAGGGCACCAAGAGGCCUGGAGGCCCCAGCAAUGUCCUGCGAGACGCAUGUCUGGUUGCUAAUGUUUUGGAACCCAGGAUCAAACAGGAAAUCGUCAAGAAGUUUAUUAAGCAGCACCUGUCUGAGUACCUGGUGCUCUUUCAAGAAAACCAAGAUGUUGCCUGGCUUGACAAAAUUGACAGACGCUAUGCCUGGAUAAAACGCCAGCUUCUGGACUAUGAAGAGAAAUAUGGGCGUAUGUUUCCACAUGAAUGGUAUAUGACCGAGAGGAUUGCUGUAGAGUUUUGCCAUGUCACAAGGGUGGAACUUGCCAAGAUUAUGCGUACCCGAGCAAAGGAGAUAGAGGUGAAAUUGCUUCUGUUUGCUAUUCAGAGGACUACCAACUUCGAGGGACUUCUAGCCAAGCGCUUCUCUGGCUGUACCCUGUCAGAUGGUGCUCCGAAAAAGGUAGAGGUCCCUCCUCCAUCCACUAAUCCUUUCCUGGAAGAUGAACCUGGCCCGGAGAUGGAAGAAUUGACAAUGGACAAAGGGGACUUAGACCAGCCAAAGAAGCCAAAGGUCCCAGAAAACCCAUUUCAUGGUAUCAUAUCCAAGUGUUUUGAGCCUCAUCUCUACGUGUAUAUUGAAUCCCAGGACAAGAACCUUGGAGAGCUGAUUGAGCGAUUUGUUGCUGAUUUCAAGGCCCAGGGGCCUCCCAAACCAAACACUGAUGAAGGUGGUGCCGUGCUGCCCAGCUGUGCUGACCUCUUCGUCUAUUACAAGAAGUGCAUGGUGCAGUGCUCCCAGCUCAGCACUGGGGAGCCCAUGAUUGCUCUGACCACCAUAUUCCAGAAAUAUCUCCGGGAAUACGCUUGGAAAAUACUCUCUGGCAACUUACCCAAGACCACCAGCACCAGUGGAGGACUGACCAUCAGUAGCCUCCUCAAGGAGAAGGAGGGCUCUGAAGUAGCCAAGUUCACUCUAGAGGAGCUCUGCCUUAUCUGCAGCAUUCUGAGUACAGCCGAAUACUGCUUGGCCACAACCCAGCAGCUUGAAGAAAAACUGAAAGAAAAAGUUGAUGCAAGUCUGAUUGAAAGGAUCAACUUGACCGGGGAGAUGGACACAUUCAGCACUGUCAUCUCCAACAGUAUUCAGUUGCUAGUUCAGGAUCUUGAUGCUGCCUGUGAUCCUGCUCUUACUGCCAUGAGCAAGAUGCAGUGGCAGAAUGUUGAACAUGUUGGUGACCAGAGUCCAUAUGUCACCUCUGUGAUUCUCCACAUAAAGCAGAAUGUCCCCAUCAUCCGGGACAACCUGGCCUCCACACGCAAGUACUUCACUCAGUUCUGCAUCAAAUUUGCAAACUCCUUCAUUCCCAAGUUUAUCAACCAUCUAUUCAAGUGCAAGCCAAUUAGCAUGGUGGGAGCAGAACAGCUGCUGCUAGAUACCCAUUCUCUGAAGAUGGUCCUCCUGGAUCUGCCUUCCAUUGGCUCACAGGUGGUGAGGAAAGCGCCUGCCAGUUACACCAAAAUCGUCGUGAAGGGCAUGACUCGGGCUGAGAUGAUCCUGAAGGUGGUUAUGGCCCCUCAUGAGCCAUUGGUGGUAUUUGUGGACAACCUCAUCAAACUCCUCACAGACUGUAACACAGAAACUUUCCAGAAGAUCCUGGACAUGAAGGGCCUUAAGAGAAGUGAGCAGAGCAGCAUGCUGGAACUGUUCCGCCAGCGGCUCCCUACCCCACCAUCAGCAUCAGAGGGGACUGGCUCUACAUCCCUGACGGCGCCGACACCGGAACAAGAAUCAUCCCGCAUCCGAAAACUGGAGAAACUCAUCAAAAAGAGGCUCUGAGUAGGCAGGAGAGGAGGGUCCCUUUGCCAGAGAGUGGCCCAUCCUCCAACACUUAGCAGGCUGCUGUCCUGGAAGGCCCUUAGGCCUCCCUCCCCUCUCUCUAACUCUCAGAUGAGCAUCAUUCUCCUCAUGCUUUACUGGGAAAUUUGGGUUUAUUAAUGUACAUUUGCCAUGUUAUGUGGUUAC